AUGGCGGUGGCCCGGCGAAAAGCGGUCGCGCAGCAGUUCGACAGCGAACAAGUUAAAGAGCAAGGAACUCAAGUAUGGGAUAACUUUCGUGCUGGCUCUCCGGACAUCGAAGAGGGUAUGCACGAGGCUGAGCCAUGGAUUGGAGGGGUCCCGGCAGUCAAUGGGUUGAGCUGGCGUAGGGAGCACGAAGCAGAAAAACACGCAAAGAAGACUCGAGAAGUAGAAGGCAUACAAGAUCAAUGGACCUUCGAACUCGUUAGAGGGGAUGUGGAAGAUCGACAUUUCGGAUAUCAUGAACGAAUCUUCGGACCCUCACGCUCUGAUCAUGUGCCAUGA
Messenger RNA from Letharia columbiana, 336 nucleotides. RefSeq lists its product as uncharacterized. Lineage: Eukaryota; Fungi; Ascomycota; Lecanoromycetes; Lecanorales; Parmeliaceae. Bases 1 to 336 code for a protein of 111 amino acids. The transcript has 3 exons. The record is from RefSeq and is a predicted model, not a curated record.